This is a messenger RNA of Salvia miltiorrhiza (redroot sage), 2704 nucleotides long. RefSeq lists its product as uncharacterized. Lineage: Eukaryota; Viridiplantae; Streptophyta; Magnoliopsida; Lamiales; Lamiaceae. The record is from RefSeq and is a predicted model, not a curated record. Bases 570 to 2513 code for a protein of 647 amino acids. The transcript is spliced from 2 exons.
UGUAAUUGUGUGGUUUGAUUUUUCUUUUAUAAAAUUUUAUGUGUGUAACUAAUGGCUUCCAUCAAAGAGUUUUUACUUGCAAAUAUAUGUUGACCUAACUAGCGUGUUAUAUUCAAAAAAGAGAAGGCCUAUGUCUAAAUUCUAAUGCAAAGAAAAUUAUACUUCCUCCAACUUGUUAAGGGAUAGUUUUCAAAAAAUGAAUUUCAUACAUUUUUAUUGGGAGGGUCGACGAAAAUAAUAAUUAAGUAUGCAUUCUGUGGUAGGAAGGAGUGAGUUUAUGAUAUAACGUAAUGGAUAUAUUCUUUGCUCACGUUUGAAGUUUGUAUGAGUUAGGAAGUCUAGAAGAUUUAAUUUCUUGAGAAACUACCGCCACAAUAACAACUAAAUAAAUAAAAUAAAAUUCUUUGCUGACCAAAAGUAAUUUCUUUGGUAUAUUCCUUUCUCACAUUUGAAGAUCGCCUUAUAACACUUUAGUCCGAUUCUGUUUGUUGAUCAAUAAUAAAAGUAGCAGUAAUUGAGAGCUGAGAACACAAAAUGCAAGUAUAGAGGAAAAGAAAAACACACAUAGAAUGAGUGAGAAAGGAAGAGAGAUGACAAAGGAGGAAGAGGAGGUGAUUCUUGAUCAUUUCUUGCACGACCAUCCACUUGCUCUAACCGAAACUCGCGUGGAAAGCAUAUGCCACUGCUGUCGGAGGCGCUUCUACGGCGAAGUAGGCUAUAGCUGCAGCAAGAAAUGCGGCAGCGAUUUCGUAAUACACGAAGAAUGUGCAGAAAUGCCGAGAAGCAUCACGCAUCCCACGCACCCUCCCCAACACACGCUUACCCAAACGAAAGAAACGUGGGCGGGGGAAUGCGCGGUCUGUGAGCUGGAUAUGAGGUCAGAGGUGGGCUACCACUGCUCGAGCAGCGGCUGCUACUUCCACAUGCACAUGAGAUGUGCAUCCAGCAUGGGCGUCAUGUGUGUGGCUGGUGAUGAUCAUAGCAUGAGCCACCCGCAGCACCAACUGAGGUCGUGGCGCCGGCCCGGGAGGUCGUGCUCGUUCAGGUGCGACGCGUGCGGGACGAGGCAGCACGGGUCCUCGUACGUGUGCGUCGCUUGCCAGUACUGGAUACACGAGAGCUGCGCGGCCUUGGCCCUCACCGCGCAGUUCCCCCACCACCAGCACCCGCUCUCCCUCGAUUUUCACUUCCCCAUAGAAUAUGUCAUGUUUAACUUCAAAUGUGAUAUAUGUCGUAAGCCGUUGCUGCGGAAACAUUGGGUGUAUCAUUGCAGACUUUGCAGAUAUGUCGUCCAUAUCAAGUGCGCCAUCACUGCAUCCUCAGUACCUCCCAAUACUUUAGAUAACGAGGUGGAUGUAGGUGAAGACGAAGAUGUGAUUCAAUUCCCAAUAAACGACAUAGCUGAGGAGCUGAUCAGACCUUUUGUUAUGAGAGUAGGUGCAGCUCAUGAUGAGGAGGAGGAGAACAUCAAUGCCGGCAAAUACAAAUUUCAUAACCACCAUCAUCAACUUAGUUUAGUCUCAUCAUCAUCAUCUCCUUCUCAUGAUGAUCAUCAAGAAGAAGAAGAAAACAGUAGUGAUGAUGAUGAUUAUAAUCUUAACUAUGGACAAACAUCAAAAUUGGUUUGUGAUGGGUGCACUGCACCCAUAUAUCACGAGAAAAAGAAGUCAUCAUCUUCUUCACACAUUAAUUACUACAGCUGUGUGGAAGGCAAAUACUUUCUUCACUGGGCGUGCUUCCGCUUACCCCUGGAGUUGAGACCUUCUCAACCAUUCCACCGCCAACACAAGAAGCAACUGUUGAGGCUUCAAACUUGUCCCAAACUGGACUGGAUCAAGUGCAGUAUCUGCAAGUUUUAUACAAAUGGACUCUAUUAUUCAUGUGCAGAAUGCGAGUUCAAAGCAGAUAUAAAGUGCUCUUCUCUGCCCAGCACCAUCAAACACGAGGCUCACCCGCAGCGCCACCACUAUCUCAAACUGGUUGACGGAGAGGAUUACAAAGACUCUCUCCACAUCCGCUGCAUCGGCUGCAGCGAAUUUCUCCUACACCCGGGAGCCAUAUUCUACACGUGCCAAAAAUGCGAGUUCAACUUGUGCUGCAGAUGCGUUCUGCUGCCGGGAACAGCCGACACGCGGUGGCUGGACAAGCACGCGCUGCCGCUGGCAUUUGAGGCGGCCGUGAACCACCCUGAGAAAUUCUACUGCGAUGAAUGUGAGAAGGAGAUGAAUCCCAAGUGCUGGAUGUAUCACUGCCGCCACUGUGAUGCCUCUUAUCACCCCAGAUGCCUUCCUACUGUAGCACCCUACUGUAGAGACUUCAAGUAUGGGAGGGAAUUCGCCAUUGCCGCCAUUCACCACCAUCCUCUCACGCUUGAACGUUUCUUCACAAAACUUCGUUGUCACGUUUGUGGUAAUAAAGAGCGAAAUGAUGUUGGAUUUCGAUGUGCAUCGUGCAACUUCUUCGCCUGUGGAUGCGGUGAAUGGUCCAACGAUGAUGUUCUUCCCCUCGAUUGACAAACCUAAACUUCAGAUUCAGAUUCUUACCAAACUUGUACUUGGAAUUGUAAUUAUGUGUCUUAAGUUUUUGCUGUUUUAACUAACUUUGUUACAUCAGUUGUUGAGUAAUGUGAUACUCAAUCUGGUGGUGAUAAUUACUCCUGCUGCGCACCAUAUAAAUUAUUGGUUUACUCGUUUCCAUAUUUUCA